Messenger RNA from Pangasianodon hypophthalmus (striped catfish), 6602 nucleotides. RefSeq names its product endothelial PAS domain protein 1b (gene epas1b). Gene Ontology annotation, molecular function: DNA-binding transcription factor activity, RNA polymerase II-specific; protein dimerization activity; RNA polymerase II transcription regulatory region sequence-specific DNA binding. Lineage: Eukaryota; Metazoa; Chordata; Actinopteri; Siluriformes; Pangasiidae. The record is from RefSeq and is a predicted model, not a curated record. The coding region runs from base 498 to 2963 and encodes 821 amino acids. The transcript has 16 exons. Gene Ontology annotation, biological process: regulation of transcription by RNA polymerase II; cellular response to hypoxia.
AGUGUGUAGAAGUGUGUAGAAGUGUGUAUGAGUGUAGGAGUGUGUGCGCUGAAGAGGUACAAAGUUCUUCAGAGUUUUUUCAGACCGGUAAAAGCGCGACCUUGUCAUUUCAGCGCUGUGGAGUGCUCGGAUUGUACCUGUGAUUAACUGCUGGAAGGCUAUACGAUCCUUGGCAGUGUUCUGAGACUGUAUAGCCUCAAUUUUUCUCUGAUUGAAUCCGGAGUGGAUUUUAUGUGUUUCUUUUUUUUUUUUUUUAACUGAAAACAAACACGCGUAACUUUUCUUUUUUUUGGGUUGUUGUUGUUUAGCCUAAACCUGCACACACCCAGGAGUUAUUAUUUGUCAUUGUCAAAAUAUCAUCGAGACCGAAGUGCGUGUGUGUGUGUAUAUGUGUGUGUGUGUGUGGAAGUGUGUGUGUGUAUGUGCGCGCGCGCGUGUGUGAAUUUCGGAGAAAUUACUGGAACAGCCAGUGUGUGAGGGAGAGGUAACUUCUGAAGAUGACAGCCGAGAAAGACAAGAAAAGCAGGAGCACGUCAGAGCGACGGAAGGAGAAAUCUCGCGAUGCAGCUCGCUGCAGGCGCAGUAAGGAGACGGAGGUGUUCUAUGAUCUGGCGCACCAGCUACCCCUGCCUCACAGCAUCAGCUCCCAUCUGGACAAGGCCUCCAUCAUGAGACUGGCCAUCAGCUUCCUCCGCACAUGCAAGCUCCUCACAUCAGGCUGCAGAACCAGUGAAACAGACAUAGACAGACAGAUGGACAGUCUUUAUUUGAAGUCACUAGAAGGCUUCAUCUCCGUGGUAACAUCAGACGGAGACAUGAUCUUCCUCUCAGAGAAUAUCAACAGAUUCAUGGGGCUGACACAGGUUGAACUAAUAGGUCACAGUAUCUUUGAUUUCACCCAUCCCUGUGACCAUGAUGAGAUACGUGAGAACCUGAGCCUCAAACCUGGUGUGGGGAAGAAAGGCAAAGAAUUGAGCACAGAGAGAGACUUCUUCAUGAGAAUGAAAUGCACUGUGACAAGUCGAGGACGCACCGUCAACCUUAAAUCAGCCAGCUGGAAGGUGCUACACUGCACAGGUCAUCUUAAGGUGUAUAACAGCUGUCCUACACGCACUCUAUGCGGAUAUAAAGAGUCACCACUCACCUGUGUGGUCAUGCUCUGUGAACCCAUCCCUCACCCCUCCAACAUCGACACACCAUUUGACAGCAAGACCUUCCUCAGCCGACACAGCAUGGAUAUGAAGUUCACCUACUGUGAUGAGAGGGUAACUGAGUUAAUAGGCUACAGUCCUGAAGAGCUCCUGGGUCGCUCUGUGUAUGAGUUCUACCAUGCCCUCGACUCUGAAAGUGUCACCAGAAGCCACCAGAAUUUAUGCACAAAAGGGCAGGCUGUGAGUGGACAGUACCGGAUGUUGGCCAAGCAUGGGGGCUUUGUGUGGGUGGAGACUCAGGGCACCGUCAUUUACAGCAGCCGCAACUCUCAGCCACAGUGCAUUGUGUGCGUCAACUACGUCCUGAGUGAUAUUGAGGAGAAGUCCACAAUCUUCUCUAAAGACCAGACAGAGUCUUUGUUGAAGACACAUAUGAGCAGUUUCUUCAGCCAGGCUGGAUCUACCGUGGCCUCUGAGACUGGUGGAGCUCUCUUCACCAAGUUCAAAGAGGAGCCAGAGGAUCUCACCCACUUGGCACCGACUCCUGGUGACUGCAUCAUCCCCCUCGACUUUGGUCCUUCAUUUGAGGAAUACCCAGGGUGUUCUAAAGUUUCUCCCAUGCAUCCUCCUGCCACUCACUCUGUCACUGAGGGCCACAACAUGCCUAAAAUGGGUGGCGCCUUCUCUAUACCCCAGGCUCCACCACCCAGUAGUGCCACUCCCAGCAUAAGCAGCUGCUCUACGCCCAGCAGCCCGGACGAUUACAAAAGCCCAGUGGAUGACCUGAAGAUGGAGAUCACAGAGAAACUGUUUGCUAUGGACACCCAGGGGAAAAACUCCUACAGCCAAGAGACUGACCUGAGUGAUCUGGACCUGGAGACAUUGGCCCCCUACAUUCCAAUGGAUGGUGAAGAUUUCCAGCUAAAUCCCAUCUGUCAGGAGGAGCCUCUGCCUGAGGCUAUUGCUCUGGGCAUUAAUCAGUAUAGCUUCAGCAACAUUGCCAACUUCUUCCAGCCACUGACCCCACGUCCAGAGGCCCACUUCCAGCCCAACCCACACUCUGCUAGUGAGAAGCAGGCACCCAAUGCUGCCACAAUGGACCCCUGGCCCCCCAUAUUUUAUGCCAACCCCAUGCCUGUGGCACACCCCACUAACCCAGCCAGCACACCACUAGCCUCUAUGGGAGGGCAUCACAGUUUGCAGUGGCCACCUGACCCGCCAAUAAAUUUCUCCAAUACCAAAGGUGGUGUGAUAGACUCGUUGGUGGAAAACCACUCAUGCCAAGCUCUGCAAACAAAUUGCAUGUCCCGCCACAAUCAAAGGUCCAUGGAGAAAUACAGACCUUUUAAAGCCUACAGAGACAUAAGCCCAGUCUGGCUCACAAUACCAAACACUAUGAAGCGCUCAUUUUCGCAGACGAGCAUGGGGUUAUCAUCUGCUACCAAGCCACCAGAGAUGUGGAAAAGGAUGAAGAAUGAACGCUGUACCAUUUUGAACAGGAUGUCUCAAAGCAGCAGUGCCUUAACAGAUGACCGCAUGGGCUACCAGCAAAGGAAGACUCAGUAUCAAGGUAAUCAAACAGGGCUGGGGAAAAAAGACUACCCAGAACAGUGCUGUAACUACACAGACCACAACAUGCUGCCCAACACAAAAAUGGAAGGUGUGGCGAGCCGUCUGCUUGGGCCCUCGUUUGAGAUGUACUGUCUGCCCGAGCUGACACGUCAUGACUGCGAAGUGAACGUCCCCCUGCAAGGCAACCUGCACCUGCUGCAGGGCCGUGAUCUACUGUGUGCUUUAGACCAGUCCACCUAGAGCGACCUAGUCAGUUAACCUUGCUAUAUCGCUCACCUGGAGUGUCAACCACAAUCUUGAUUAUAUUCAUGCAGUGUGUUCGAUUAUGGUCCUUCAUUACCCUUCCACUGCACAUUAUAGUAUUUUCCUCUCAACAUACCCCACUCAAUUCAUCAGCCAAUCACUUCAUGAGCACAAAAUGUGCACAAUAGGGGACUUCAAUGCACACAUCUCUACUCUACCAUAUAUAAUAAGAAUGUAGCUUUCUGUUUAUCAUCUUUAUAAAUUAUAUGCAGUCCUAUACAUAGUAUAAUACAGUAUACACACAUUAUACAGUAUAAUAUUUUAGUUACAAAAGCUCUUUCUUAAAGGUGCAAUAGUCAUUUUUUUUAUUUCUUACUUAUACAAAUAACCUGGAAGAUGUAAAUGUAAAACAUGAUAAAAUAUAAUGGUUUAUGUCAUGGUCCCAGCACAUGUGGCUGAGACUAAGAAAUCCCAUUUGGACAACUGACUUCUGGUCUGGAAUGAUUGUUUUUGUUUGAAUGUGCCCUCUGUCAGUCAUUUUAUAGAUACUCUACAGGCCACAGUAGAUCCUGAGGGUGGAGCUUCAUGAACAUGGGUGCGAAUGAGGGGUUGGCUCGAGGAGUAAAAAAAUCAUUCAGAAGUCAAAUCCACCUACUUAACCUGAUGCACCUUUAAUGUGCUGAUUUAUUUUGCAUUUUAUAUUCAUUUUACUUGUCUUUGGCUAUCUGUUUCUGUGCCUUUAGCUAGAUUUUUAGUGCACUUCUCUCUCAGUUUCCCUGUCCUACUCUCUUGAAGAAAGAUGAUCUACUGUAAGAAUGUUAUUUGUCCUCAAACUUUCUGUAUUUCUCUCUAAAUUUCCUACCUCUGACACCUUAAGCCUUUAUCUGUAAUAUUUAUGCAUGCUUUAGUGCCUUCUCUGUUCAAUUCAUAAAGUGUUACAACACCACUUUUCUUUCUGUCUCUGUCAAUCUCCCUCUGUUUCUCUCACUCUCUGUCCAUUGCCUUUUAUGUGGUGACCACUCUAAGUAUAUAGUUUUUAUUUUUGUCAUAUUACCUGUAUACAUGAUAUUUAAAGGAGGAUUCUGUGAUAAAGUUCUCUAUUAUGUUAAAGUUGUAGCACUCAAAUACGUGGGUACUUUAUCUUGUCUACUCAGUAGAUGUGGAUCGGAGUGCUGAUUUUAAGCGGUCUGUAGUGCUGGUAUCUGUUCCUUUCUAGUGGCAUUUUUUCCCUUUGUGAUAUACAAAAGCAUAUUAUAUUUGUUGGCAGGCCAGUGCAGAUUUCUUUUUACUCUAAUAAGAAGUAAGGGGGGAAAAAAAGAAAAAUUAUUAAAAUUUAAAAGUCUGUUUUUAAGAUGUAGCAAAUUAGCAAAAGUUCUAUUCAGCAUUUUCACUUUUAUCAUUUAUUAAUGAUGUGUGUGACAUUUGUGUUAAGAAAUUGUCUUUAAUACUUCUAAUAGUAUUUCUGUCACACUAGCUGAGGUUGUCUUUAAAGUCGAAUGAACUAGUAUAAUAAAGGAUUAAUAAAUUUUGACUUAAUUACUAAAGUUUUGGCUAAAGGCGUACUCUUCCUGUUUUUUAAUAGUUGUAUUUGUUGAUCUAAUCAACUAUUCUUGCACCCACACCCAAACCGGCAUUUGCUGUUAAACUUGGAAUAGUAGAAAAUGUUCUGUUUAUGAGUUUAAUUCAACAUGAGACAUUUACCCCCUAAACAGUGCCCUGUUCAUUCACAGCCAGAAUGAGAUUCUAGACUGGAUGCUGUAGAUUUUAAGCUAUGCAGAUUAGAGGGCUAAGCAGAUCAGUAGAUGCUGAUUAACAGUGGAGGUUUGAAAGUUUGAUUCUGUGUAAGUGGAACUUAACCUUGAACCUGAGAUUCUGGUGUAUAGGCCCUUAAAAUGUCCUUGAUGAACUUUCAAUUUUUAAAAAAAAGAUUCCUCCAUCCUAUCUGAUAUAAUGUUAGGACAUUAUGCACAGUAGACACAAUAUCAAGCCAGUGGAAGAUAAAUGGAGAGAUAGUAAGAUACAGCGAUACAGGCUGCUCAGUCUACCCACUGAUGCACAUCUCUCCAGUCUCCACAAACUCUCCACUUCCUGACCCAAGUAUGUCAUAUAUAUAUAUAUAUAUAUAUAUAUAUAUAUAUAUAUAUAUGUAUGUAUGUAUAUAUACACACACACAAAAUCAAAAUGUAUAGUAGAUGACACUAAUAUAAUUGCAUGCACUUAAUUAUUUUUUUUCUAGAGAAACAAAAUAUAAACCAUAGUCAGAGAUGCACUGAUGAUUACUGAAAAUCCUAUGGUUGAACACCAGCCUCAGGGCCAGAUGUAUGUGGCGCGAUGCGGCUGCAAAAUGCAUCUGACAUUUGUUCAAUUUACUUGAAAUGCAAGUAAUGAAGAGAUAAUAAUAAUAAAGAUAAUAAUAAAGACCCUUAUGUCAGAACAAGACAACGGUGUGGAGGGCAUUAAUAUGGCUCGUAUGCCAUUAAAUCCCCAAUUGGCUUAACCCUAAUGAAAAGAAAAUGUGCAUGUAUAAUUGAUGCAUGUGUUCAUGACAUAGGCUGUGUUAAAAUAGUAUUAAAUUGUUUCCUUCCUUGGCACUGGGGUGGAACCCUCAAGGGUAAAUCAUUUGUAUCUUUAAUAUCUUUUAAAUAUGAUAUCUUUAAUAUGUAUCUUUCACCUCGAAAUGGGGAUAUAGUGUAUCUAAAAUGAUUACAUAAAUGGACCGUAAUUAGUUUUUAGAGUAAAGCUAAUAGUACACUGCACGCACCUUUCUAGGUAAAAGAUGUAUGCUAAAGGUGUACUCUUGAGGGUACCACCUCAGCAGCAAGGAAAGGUACAGUUUACUACCUUUUUUUCUGAGAUUGUAGGUUACUCAGGCUUCAUCCCAAUGGACGAACAGUAUUAAAGCACACAGAUUGCCUAUAUUGUACUUUAACCAAAUUUCUAAAAUGUUAUUGCAUUAUUAUUCUUCAUAAAAAAUAUUGAAUCUAUUAGAAUUAAUGAAAAAAAAUUAUUCUUCAGGAAAAAGGCAUCUAACAGCAUUGGUUCUACUGCUGUGAGAAAAACAUAUGGCGCUAAUUUACACCUGAGGCAGACAAAUCACACACAUAUCUGACUAUCACUAAUGCCUUACGUACAGUAUGCAGUCAGCUGCACUUCCCACUUCUCGACCUUUUUGUGUGCUCAAGUUGCACAUUUCGUACAUAACACCCAAAGUUUUUGUGGCUGAAUUGUGAUUGAAAGUGUGUGCAAAAAAACAUACAUCUGGCUGCUGAAAUUUUUGCUACAGAGAUUGAUGCCAAGGUAAAAUGUAGUAAACAGAGUUAACCUCUAUCAUAUUGUAUCGUGCUGUGGCCAAAUAUAUAUUUUAACACUGGUGAGGCUCUUUUAGAUGAUUAUUUUCUGAAACAGUCUCCCAUUGUCUCCUUAAAAGUUUGGGCUUGAUAGUCACACUAAGCAAUUCUGUAUUUUAAUGUGCUAAACCAGUAUCGAUGUUAUUAUUAUUAUUAUUAUUAUUAUUAUUAUUAUUAUUAUUGUUGUUGUAGUUGUUGUUGUUGUUGUUGACAUUAAGGUAUGGGAAAUAUUACCCAGUGAAAAGUUGUAUCUCUGCACUGGUAUCAUAUUAAAAUAUAUUGAUCUUUA